Messenger RNA from Panicum virgatum (switchgrass), 977 nucleotides. RefSeq lists its product as uncharacterized. The transcript has a single exon. NCBI's taxonomy places the organism in Eukaryota, Viridiplantae, Streptophyta, Magnoliopsida, Poales, Poaceae. The record is from RefSeq and is a predicted model, not a curated record. Bases 347 to 718 code for a protein of 123 amino acids.
CACAAUGUACGCUAGCUAGGUAGCCGCUCGCGAAGAAGCCGCGCCACCGCGGUCUCCCAUCGCCGGUCAGCCGGGCUUCCUUUCCUCCUGUCCACCACCCACCUCCAUCGAUCUGGGUCACGUCAACGCGCCACCACCCAUCCUCAUCUCCCUCUAGCCCACCGGUUUCUCCUCACGCACCAAUUCUGCUGAGGCCCAUGCAUGAAUUCAUGCAGCCUAGAAAUACACACAACCUGUUGAUGCAUCCUCUCUUCGUCGACCUGCAAAUUCUAAUUCGUUCGUUCGUCUCUGACGAAACAAGAUCGAGAAGGUCAUCGUCAACCUCUGUCUGAGUGCAACGCCCACAAUGCAAAUGGCAGGGUCGUCGUCGUCGUCGUCCCGCUCCGUCCUGCUCCUCGUCGUCCUCGCCGCGGCCGUGGUGGCCGCCUUGUCCGCCGCGCCCGCGCCGGACGAGUCCGGCUCCGACGCGAGCGUUAUGGCACCCGUCGAGCACACCCCGGUCGGCUCCUUCGAGGGCGCCGACGGGCCCGUCGCCGACGACGCCACGGAGGACAAGGACGCCGCGCCCGUGGGGUCCCCCAUCGGCACGACCAUGACGGAGCCCAAGCCGGAGCUCGCGCCCCCGGGCCCUCCCGACAGCGGAGCCACCGCUGCUUCCGCGCUCGUGGCUGCUGUUGCCGCCGCCGUGGCGGCCGCCGGCGCCGCCUUUGCCUUCUGAGAGGAGGGCGUGGGUGCAGCACGCACGCACGUACCUUGUUUCCUUCCUCUUUUCAUUUCUCUUUCAUUCAAUCACUUGAUGAGGCUCUGUGAGGGACAGCGUGAAAGCAAGCCUAUUGUUACUGACUAAUUGACGGGAAAUUCCUAGUAUCGGCCAGGUUAAUUAUUAGUUUCUUUUGUGUAGAAGUAGUGCUACCAAAAUGUAAUAGUCCAAUUCUUUUGUUGUAUCUCAAUCCAUCAAUGAAACCCUAGUCUAAUUU